Ochotona curzoniae (black-lipped pika) is the source of this 840-nucleotide messenger RNA. It is a transcript of the gene CIMAP1D, whose product is annotated as outer dense fiber of sperm tails 3 like 2. The coding region runs from base 1 to 840 and encodes 279 amino acids. The transcript is spliced from 4 exons. The record is from RefSeq and is a predicted model, not a curated record. Gene Ontology annotation, cellular component: cytoskeleton; cytoplasmic microtubule. NCBI's taxonomy places the organism in Eukaryota, Metazoa, Chordata, Mammalia, Lagomorpha, Ochotonidae.
AUGGGGACCCCCAGUAGUGAUCCCGUGCAGCGACCUCACGCGGGACCCCUGUGCCGACGGCUGGCCGAAGGCCUGGUUGCAGACACCGGCCUGAAGACCUCCUGGAGGACAGCCACACCGCAGGAUGGUUCGUACUGGGGGCCCGGUCUGUACACACUGCCAUCCACCGUGGGUUAUAUCAAACACGACUGUACCAGGGUGGCCAGCCCUGCCUACUCGCUAGCCCGGAGGCCCAGUGAAGUGCCUCCUCAGGUCUCCAGCCCAGGCCCCGUCUACUUUCUGGAUCCCAAAAUCACGCGCUUUGGCCGUAGCUGCACCCCCGCAUACUCCAUGCAGGGCCGUGGCAAGGCUCGGGGUCUGGAGGUGACACCGGGCCCUGGGGCCUACAGCCCGGAGAAGGUGCCCCCCGUGCGCCAGCGGACACCCCCAGCUUUCACCCUGGGCCCCCGCCUCCACUUCAAGUCCCUGGGUCCAUCAGCCCCAGCCCCCAACGCCUACACCAUGCCCCCGCUGUGGGGCUCACAGACCCUCACCAAGCCCAGCAGCCCCAGCUACACGGUGGUGGGCCGCACACGCCCGGCACGGCCGCCACAGGAUCCUGCUGCCCUCCCAGGCCCCGGCCAGUACGACAGCCCUGACCCCAACACCUACCGCCAGCGCCAACCGGCUUUCACCAUGCUGGGACGGCCCCGCAGCCCACGCCCCUUAGAGGAGACACCCGGUCCUGGCACCCACAGUCCCGAGCUGGUAACUGUGAACAGAGCCCGGGCCCCAGCUUACACCAUGGGUGUCCGUCACUCACAGCGGGCCACCACCUUGGCAGCGGCAAGCACAUCCUGA